CCACAAGUACAGCAAACGGAGGCCACGUCAGGUGGUGCGAGUAAAAUCAACUGGCGAGUAAAAUCAACUGGUGCAGCGGCUCGGCACCCACCGAACAGACAAACGACGAAGUAAAAAGCCACAGAAGAUCCCUGCUCGAAGACAGACACGCCGUGUGCAUUCUCGUCCCGUGUCCCUUUGUCUGGCUUGCAGCUCACCGUGAAUGGCUUGCCUUUCUUCGAGAAAGAGAACGCCCAGCUCGUCCCAACCCCUCUCUCCAAAGGUCAGGACAUAAUGAGGGAGCCGAAGAGCUUCCUGCUUUUCCUGCAGCGAUGCUGUCCUUCAUCUCCGCGCGCCGUGGCAGACGCGGGGGAGUGACGAAGAAGCACGCUGCAAUGGCGACCAGCGUCGCCUCACUGUUACUUGCUCCAUUUCUCGGCUGCUCUUCUAUCAGCCAUUCGCGUUCAACGUCCACCUUUCCAAAUUCAUUGGCUGGCAUUGGCGUUCGUCGACAACAUGCGCUCCUCUGUCGGCUGACUGAAGGAAGUGUCGG
Vitrella brassicaformis is the source of this 532-nucleotide messenger RNA. NCBI's taxonomy places the organism in Eukaryota, Vitrellaceae. The record is from the annotation of a GenBank genome assembly.